Dama dama (fallow deer) is the source of this 956-nucleotide messenger RNA. It is a transcript of the gene HACD1, whose product is annotated as 3-hydroxyacyl-CoA dehydratase 1. Gene Ontology annotation, molecular function: 3-hydroxyacyl-CoA dehydratase activity. Lineage: Eukaryota; Metazoa; Chordata; Mammalia; Artiodactyla; Cervidae. The record is from RefSeq and is a predicted model, not a curated record. Gene Ontology annotation, cellular component: endoplasmic reticulum membrane. Gene Ontology annotation, biological process: fatty acid elongation; sphingolipid biosynthetic process; very long-chain fatty acid biosynthetic process. The transcript is spliced from 7 exons. Bases 1 to 867 code for a protein of 288 amino acids.
AUGGGGCGCCUGACGGAGGCGGCGGCAGCGGGCGGCGGCGCUUCAGCGGCGCGCUCGGCCGGGUCCCCUCCCGCUCCCCUGCCCCUCUCGUCCACGUCCCCCGGCUGCGCGGCCGCCAUGGCGUCCAGCGAGGAGGACGGCACCAACGGCGGCGCCUCGGAGGCGAGCGAGGAGAGGGAGGCUGUGGGCAAGCGGAGGCGCCUGGGCUUGUUGGCCACGGUCUGGCUCACCUUCUACAACAUCGCCAUGACCGCGGGGUGGUUGGUACUGGCUAUUGCCAUGGUACGUUUUUACAUGGAAAAAGGAACACACAAAGGUUUAUAUAAAAGUAUUCAGAAGACACUUAAAUUUUUCCAGACAUUUGCCUUGCUUGAGAUAGUCCACUGUUUAAUUGGAAUUGUACCUACUUCUGUGCUUGUGGCUGGGGUCCAAGUGAGUUCAAGAAUCUUCAUGGUGUGGCUCGUUACUCACAGUAUAAAACCAAUCCAGAAUGAGGAGAGUGUGGUGCUUUUUCUGGUCGCGUGGACGGUGACAGAGAUCACUCGCUACUCCUUCUACACAUUCAGUCUUCUCGACCACUUGCCAUACUUCAUUAAAUGGGCCAGAUAUAAUUUUUUUAUCAUCUUAUAUCCUGUUGGAGUUGCUGGUGAACUUCUUACAAUAUACGCUGCCUUACCAUAUGUGAAGAAAACAGGAAUGUUCUCCAUAAGACUUCCCAAUAAAUACAAUGUCUCUUUUGACUACUAUUAUUUUCUUCUUAUAACCAUGGCCUCAUAUAUACCAUUGUUUCCACAACUCUACUUUCAUAUGUUACGUCAGAGAAGAAAGGUGCUUCAUGGAGAGGUGAUUGUCGAAAAGGAUGAUUAAAUGAUCCCCACAACAAGGUGCUUUUUCCAGAAUAACCAGGAUUACUUGAGUCCAAGUUUUAAUAACAAGAAUAAACAACUUGAUAAAUA